This is a messenger RNA of Chrysoperla carnea, 1955 nucleotides long. RefSeq names its product F-box/LRR-repeat protein 4 (gene Fbxl4). Gene Ontology annotation, molecular function: protein binding. The record is from RefSeq and is a predicted model, not a curated record. Gene Ontology annotation, cellular component: SCF ubiquitin ligase complex. The coding region runs from base 23 to 1849 and encodes 608 amino acids. The transcript has 11 exons. NCBI's taxonomy places the organism in Eukaryota, Metazoa, Arthropoda, Insecta, Neuroptera, Chrysopidae. Gene Ontology annotation, biological process: SCF-dependent proteasomal ubiquitin-dependent protein catabolic process.
ACUGCCACAUAAUCAAAACAAAAUGGAAAAUGAAGAAGUUAUAAAUGCCGAAGAAAAAUUAUCAAACACAAAAAAUGAUGUUAAUUUUAAAUUUAUUGAACAGUACGUGUGCGAAGUGAUUGAUUUCAGUUCACAAUACGGUAGUGAUAUUAGUAUUUCAUAUACCGCAUGUAAUAUUGUUGGGAAACCUUUAAAAUUUCCUAAUUAUGGAGAUUUUCCUCAAACAUUUGUUAUGCGUACUUAUGGGACGUGGUGGAAUCAGGCUCCUAGCAGGGAAAUUGAAUAUAUGCCAAGAAAUGACGAUCAUAUCAUUGCUGAUGAUUAUAUAGAUUUACUCUUCGAAUGUGCAGUAUAUCCAUGGCAAAUAUAUAUAUUUGAAACAUAUAAUCCAGGAGCGGUCGUCAGAAUUUGGUGUAACGUUAGAAAUAAAUCAUGGAUAUUGUUAUGGGAAAGUUCUCCUACACAUGUGCCUCAAGUUUCUAGGUCAUUUUGUCCGGCAAUUAAAACUAUCAAUUAUCAGACUAACCUAAUAAGAUUAGAAUUUAAUCAACGGUUACUUAACUAUCACACAGAAAUCGAUGCAGUAAUGUUAGUUGGAUCAUUAGAGCCCAUACCUUCAUUACAUAAUGAUGUGCCAAAUAAUCAUUUGUGUAAAAAAAUUGAAGAAUUUGGUAUUACAGCUGCUAUUCCUGGAAAAUUACCUACAUUAAAACGUCAUGAAAUUGAAGAAUUAAUGUUGGCUACGGAAAAGAUGUUGACUGAACAAUCAAGAUCUCCUUCAUCUGGAUCUUUUUUUGUUUUACCGGAUGAAACAAUAAUACGAAUUUUUACAUAUUUAGAUUUAUUAUCACUGUCAAGAUGUGCCUUAGUGAAUAAACGUUUUUAUAGUUUAGCUACAGAUGCUUUACUAUAUACAAGCGUUAGUUUUAAAUCGUAUUGGUAUCGUGUUGAUCGUACAACAUUGUAUGCAUUUAGUCGACGUUGUGCGUUUCUACAAAAAUUCGAUUUAUCGUGGUGUGGGGAUCAUGAUCGAAUUACUUCAUUCGAUUUUUCACAAUUUUUAAAAACCUGUGGAACAACAUUAACACAUUUACGUUUAAAUUGUUGUAAAUUUGUAAAUAAUUUCUGUUUGAAAGACAUUGCACGAUUUUGUUCGCGAUUAAAAGAAUUAGGUUUACGAAAUUGUACAACUGCAUCAGAAGUUGGAUUUGGCAGUUUAGCUCAAUUAACAAACUUGGAAAGAUUGGAUUUAUAUCGAGCGGCUAUUGAAGGACCAGCAUUAGUUAGUAUAUUACGUGCAAAUCCUAAAAUGAAACAUUUGAGUGUUGGUGCUUGUGGUCAUAUAGCAGCUAUGGAUGAUGUGGCAUUUGUUUUAUCCAGGCAUAAUUUAGAUUUAAUAUCAGUAGAUUUUUGGAAAUCUUAUUCAUUAAGUUUACCUGGAUUGUAUGCUCUAGCAAACUGUAGAAAACUUCAAGAACUUGAUAUUGGAUGGUGUUUAGGAUUAGGUACACCGGGUGAAUGUCUUCUACAAGUUGCAAAAAAUUGUACAGAAAUUCGACGAUUGGUGUUAGCUGCAUUACGUGGUUUAACUGAUUCCGAUUUAAUACCAAUUUUUGAAAGUUGUACAAAAUUAGAACAAAUUGAUCUUGUUGGUUUACAAGGUAUUACAUCCGUAUCAUGUGUUAGUGCCCUUGUCAAUUGUCAAAAUUUGCGUUUACUGGACAUAAGUUUUUGUGGUCAGAUUCAUGAUGAUGAGGUUGAAAUUUGGCGAUUACAAUACCCCAACGCAUGUAUAAAACGUAGUUUUCAAGCAGAUAUGAGAGACGAAUUAGCACCAGUUAUACAAUAGAAACUCGGAACUAUAGAAAAACUCAUGGUGUUUGUUUAUAUUCGCAUUUUCAUGAAAUAUGGUGUUACAUAACAAUUUAGAUGUAAAUACAAAACAUUGAACCAUA